AGAAGACAAACAAAACAAAAAGAAAAAAAAACACACACACACACAGUCAGACAAGAGCGCUCACGGAAAACCGAGGAACAGUUUCGUCCCUUAACGUCGCCCUGCGUUGAACCGUAUGACCGCGUGAAGACACGAGGUACGUCAACUAUGGAUACGACUAUUGAGGCCUCCCAGAGCGGGGGCCUGGCUACAAAGCCAUCUCCUCCUCCCAAACCCAGUCUCGCUCCCAAACCAUUCUCUCUGCAAAAAAACAGCACAAUUCGCUCCAUCAAAGCUCCAAAGACUGUUUCCAAAACUGCUCAUACACCUAACUCAGAAACAAGUCAGACCAAAAAAUUAGAGACAAAAAGUUUCCCGACCACCACUGUAACUACCCCAGCUGAAAAACUGCCUCAACCCAUCAGUUCUCCAGAGACUACCCUCAAAACUGAUCCCACACCUAAUCCAGAAGCAACAGAGAUCAAAAAAUCUGAGACAAAAAGUCCCCGGACCACCGCCGUGACCAUACCUACUGAGGAACUGUCUCAACUUAUCAGUUCUUCAGAGACUGCUCUCAAAACUGCUCCUACAGCUGAGCCAAAAACGAGUCAGACCGAAAAAUCAGAGACAAAAAGUUCCCCGACCACCACUGUAACUACCCCAGCUGAAAAACUGCCUCAACCCAUCAGUUCUCCAGAGACUACCCUCAAAACUGAUCCCACACCUAAUCCAGAAGCAACAGAGAUCAAAAAAUCUGAGACAAAAAGUCCCCGGACCACCGCCGUGACCAUACCUACUGAGGAACUGUCUCAACUUAUCAGUUCUUCAGAGACUGCUCUCAAAACUGCUCCUACAGCUGAGCCAAAAACGAGUCAGACCGAAAAAUCAGAGACAAAAAGUUCCCCGACCACCACUGUAACUACCCCAGCUGAAAAACUGCCUCAACCCAUCAGUUCUCCAGAGACUGUCCUCAAAACUGAUCCUACACCUAAUCCAGAAGCAACUCAGACCAAGAAAUCAGAGUCAAGAAGUCCCCGGACCACUGCAGUGAUCUUCCCUACUAAGGAACUGUCUCAACCCAUCAGUUCUUCAGAGACUGCUCCCAAAACAGCCCCUACACUUAACUCUGAAACAAAUCAGAUUGAGCAAUCAGAGACAGAAAAUCCUUCUGCUGUGACCAUCCCUGCUAAAAAACGACCUCAACCCACCUCAACCUCAACUCCAAAACCACAGUCUGCAAGUGUGCUGCCUAAAUCUCAACCAGAAGCAUCGAAAACAAAUGAAACACUUCAACAAAUUGAGAACAGUCUUGGUGCUGAGACAGCUGCUCUGGAUCCAGCCACUGAAACAGCUCCAACUAAAGAGGAACCUAAGUCAGAGCCAGCGCAGGAAGACAUCAUCCAAACAAGCCACGAACCCCCCACCAUUGCUGUUGCCAGCUCAGAGCGGAAAGAUGGAGAGGAGAAGCAAAGUGACGCUCCAGUUUCUGUCAGCCAAAAUAUAGAAGAGCCAAGCAGCAAUGGUUCCACCACAAACGACUCAUUUUACCAGCGGGGAAGCGUGAGGAAGCGCCUGCCUAAGGCACUCACCUCAAAGUUCGAGUCAGGUGGGAUCCCUUUGCCCCGUCAGUCUUUCAGGGCCAUUCCCAAACCCAUCACCAAAGACGAAUCCAAUAAACCAGAAUCUUCUGACGCGCAGCAUGUUCACACAACACCAGAGCCUCUUAUCAAAGAGAGUGAUACUGAUGCAGAGGAUUUUACCGGAGGGAACAGCAUUAAGAAGAGAAUCAGUCUCCUGUUUGACUCUGUGUCAAAGCCGGAGGUCACGACCAAGAGAGAGGAGCCAGAAAUAGUGAAUGGGAUCAGAGGUGUGAAGGAGCAGAUUAAAAACUGGGCGUCAGAAACAGGUCCAGAGGAUCAGAAGGUCGAGAAGAGUCCUCAGGCUGCAGACGGAGUUUGCUCCAAGGCGUUGAAGCCGGAAACACCAAGAGUGGAAGUUCCUGCAGCGGAAGAGACACCCACCCAGCCAGUGGACUCACGUUCAACAGUAUCCUCACCCACAGGGAGUGAAAUUGAACCACCAAAGGAGGAACCAUUCAAAGAUAAACCCUUUGGGAAUGCAACAGAGACUCCAGCAGAGACUGACAAGUCAAAGGAAGAUGAUGUCCAGGAUGUCCAGAGAGCGGAUGUCCAGAGCAGCCAGUUGGCUGCUUCUGAUGAGAAACACUUGGCCGAACUGAAGAGGAAGAAGAAGAAGAAUCGUCGCUCCGUUCGCUUUGGAACCGUGGUGGCAGACGACGGUACACCUCCAGUGGUGCUGGGCCCGGACCCUGAAUCCAGUGAAGAUGACAAACAAGAAGACAAUGCUCAGGUUGAAAGCAAGAAAAAAGGGGAGGACAGCGUUUCAAUGCCUGUCUACAGAAGAAUCGGCACACUCCAGAGGAAGAGCGACGAGACUCAAAGUCAAGAAACUCUGAUGCACCAGCAGACGGAGGAGGAGAGUGAACAUCCAAGAUCUAAGAUGGAAGAGGAGUUCAAACACAUGAAAGAUGAAGACGCAAGGGAGAAAGAGAAGGCAAGAGAUGAUGAAUUGGAGAGAAAACGGUUGGAGGAAGAAAGAAGAGAAACGGAAAUGGAGCUGCUGAGACAAAAACAGGUACAGGAGGAAAGACAGAGGGAAAGAGUGAGGCUGGAGGAAGAGCAGAGGAAAGAGGCAAGAAUGAGGGAAGAAAGAGAGAGACAGUGGCAGAAAGAUGAGGAGGAACGACUGAAAUUGGAAGAACACCAAAGACAGAAGGAAGAGGAGGAGAGAAAAAGAAAAGAACUUGAGGAGCAAAGACAGAAGGAACUGAAAGAUGAGGAGGAACGACUGAAAUUGGAAGAAGAUCAAAGACAGAAGGAAGAGGAGGAGAGAAGAAAAUAUGAGCAAAGAAGGAUGGAGCUGGAGAGGAUGAGAAAGGAGGAAGAGGAGAGACUCAGACAAGAAGAGCUGGAAAAAGAAAGGUUAAGACAGGAGCUGGAGAGGGAGCAAGUCAGAAGGCAGGAAGAGAAGGAGAGGAUGAGACAGGAGGAUGAGGAAAGAAAUAGGAGAGAGCUGGAGAGGAAGAUGCAGCAAGAAAAAGAGGAAGAGGAGGAGAGAAGAAAAUAUGAGCAAAGAAGGAUGGAGCUGGAGAGGAUGAGAAAGGAGGAAGAGGACAGACUCAGACAAGAAGAGCUGGAAAAAGAAAAGUUAAGACAGGAGCUGGAGAGGAAGAUGCAGCAAGAAAAAGAGGAAGAGGAGAGGAAGAGAAAAGAGGAAAUAAAGUUACAGAUGGAGAAAGAAAUGGCAGAAGAGCUGAAGAAAAAGAUGGAAGAGAGUCAGCCAAGAACAGCUGAGGAGCAAAACAAAAGAGAGGAAAAACUUAUCGAAUUUGAUGCAGAAGAGCCUCCAGCAUCCCCCUCAUCACACGUCUCAAAGAACACAGAGAGCCCCGUCGAUGUCGUUUAUGAUGACUUCUCGAUCCAGAACCCUGUGCUCGACGUAGACUUUGACGACUUUUCUGUCAAACCCAGGAGACGGACUUUCCAGCCAAGGCGGGAAACUGCUCCCAUCAGCAGCGACUGGAGAGUCGAACCUCUGAGGAAAGACAACCUCCUAGUGUCCUUCGACAGCAAACCUCUAGAAACUCAGCAAGAAAACGAACCAAAGCAACCAGAAACAAUGUUGGUUCCCACCCGGGUCCCAGAGAUCCCAGAGGAAGAGAAAGUUAAAAGGUUGCUGGCAGAGUUUGGUGUGAAGGAGGAGGGAGACGGAGAGGCAGAGAACCCGGUGGCAGACCAGCCUGUAGAGAUGAAGGAGGAGGAGGAGAUGGAAAAUGUGGCAGAAAUGAAAGACAAGGGUGAAGAAAAGGACAACAUAGAGGUUAACAGCCACAUCACAAAUGAUGAGGACAAACUCAUUCAGACUUUGUUGCGCAAUCAGCAGGAUGGGAUUUCUGAACAAACGUCCGGACCUGACAGUCCAACUCAUGUCCCAGACCCAGACCCAGUCCCUGAUGCCUCUGAAGAUCUGGAUAAUACUGAUUCUCAAAGAGAGAUGGAUUUAGACGCAGUCUGUGAGAACUCUGCCCCUCUGCUUGACAACAGCUCACAAAAAUCUAAAGUAGUUUUGGGAAGGAGGCUAACACGAACACGUCCAUCUCGCUCUCUCAGAUUAGAGUCGGCCGAAGCUGCCAGAGUACGAUUGAGUGUCUAUAAUGAUGAAAAAGACAAUCAGUCGGACUCAGAAGAGGAACCACAUAAGUCAAAGCCAGUUUAUUCUUCUCCGUCAUCUACUCAGAGGGUUGCCAUGUUUCCAGGUCUGAGCCCUGCAGAUCUACUUAGUGGACUAAAAAGGAAAACCGGUGGCGUGGCAGCUAAAGCUGAAGAGAGAUCAGCAGAAGACAGAGGAGAACAAGAGACUGAAAGUCAAAAUAAGAAAGUCGCUCCAUCGCAGGUCUCAGGAUCUCCUCGCCUGGCGGCUAAUCUCGUAGGAGCUAAACGAGUGCUGCCCCCUGCAGUCGGUAAAGAUGGAGGGCUUUGGCCUAAGAAGCGGACGACUCAGCAGAAUAGUGAAACUUAACCAGACAUAAGACACACGGCUUUCACACUCUUCAGCGGGAAUUGGAUAAUUUCAUCUCCUUACUGAUGGCAGAUAUAAUGACGUAAUGACGAUUGCUCCGCUCUGCACUCUGAGUGCCUUACUUUGGAUCUUUCCUGAGAGAGAAGAAAUUGUGCUUUUUUUUUCUGGACACAGAGGCAACAUUUACCUUUUAAAAAUGAAAUAUGGUGCCAUGGCUGUGCACAGAGGCUGUUGGAUGUUUCUGCCAAGUAAAUAUUUCUCCAAGCACUGUCUGAGAGCUCUGUGGAUGUUUGAGUGUACUUUAGAGCAAAGCCAUUCUGUGAAUGUGAAAUCCAUCACAGAGGAAAUGAUGGCACUACACCUCAUCAGUUUACUGAUUAUGCUUAUUAAAAUAAGGCACUUUUCAGUCUUUUUACAUAAUCUAACCUGUACUACUAACUGUCUUAACAGAAAAUCUACUACUAAAGCCAAUGCUUUAAAUGUUAAGGACCCCCUCAGAAGUCGUGUGGGUUCAGACAUAAAUCCUUACACUUACUAUAAACAUCCUCACACAAAAUAGAUUCUAAGACACAAAUAGCAAAAGCAUAGAAAUGUACAAAAUCACCAAGUGGAUGUGUGUUUUUUAGUUUAAGUUGCACAGAUUAUUGUUAUAUCCUAUCACAAUUCUUCUCAAGGAAAGUUUGAAGCACUUUAAUGAAAUAUUACCAUAAUUGCACCCAUGCAAUGAAAUUUGAGCAAUAGCAAAAUCAUGUUUGAAGUUAUUUUUUGCAGAGAAUUGAGUUUUUCUUGUGUUUUGUUACAACAUUGUCAGUUUCACCUUCUGUAGUUCCAUUCCUAUCUCUGGGGACAAUAACAGAUUCAGGAAGUGUGUAUGUUAUAUGUGUGUGUAUGUGUUCAGGUCUGUAAAACUUAGAAAACUAUUUGCCUUUUUAUUACUGGAAAAUUGUGACCAUUUUGGUGUUUAUAAUGUAUGUGUAAUGGAAAUUGAGGGAACUUUAAUAAAAGUUUUUCUUUUUUAUGAAAUA
Messenger RNA from Poeciliopsis prolifica (blackstripe livebearer), 5603 nucleotides. Its product is annotated as trichohyalin-like. The transcript is spliced from 10 exons. The annotation marks the transcript as partial. NCBI's taxonomy places the organism in Eukaryota, Metazoa, Chordata, Actinopteri, Cyprinodontiformes, Poeciliidae. The record is from RefSeq and is a predicted model, not a curated record.